AUGGAACCGGACUCGACUCUCCGCAGUCCUCAGACCACCGUCCACGACCGUCGGAUCCAUCAUCACACCCAGACAUCACGAUGGCCGAAUCAAUUCAAACCGCGCGUUCGAUACGCCGCCACCGAAAUCUCGCCCGCGAAGUCGGCUCGCGCCCGCGGUGCCUACCUCCGCACCUCCUUCAAGAACACCCGCGAAACCGCCCAGGCCAUCAACGGCUGGAAGCUCGAGCGUGCUCUUGCCUUCCUCGAGAAUGUGAAGGAGAAGAAGGAGGCUGUUCCCAUGCGCCGCUUCGCUGGCUCCACCGGCCGCACCGCACAAGGCAAGCAGUUUGGCGUAUCCAAGGCCCGCUGGCCCGUCAAGUCCGCCGACUACCUCCUCGGCCUCCUCAAGAACGCCCAGGCCAACGCCGAUGCCAAGGGUCUCGAUACCGGCAACCUCGUCGUCAAGCACAUCCAGGUCAACCAGGCCCCCAAGCAGCGGAGGCGGACGUACCGCGCCCAUGGUCGCAUUAACCCCUACAUGUCCAGCCCGUGCCACAUUGAGCUUAUCUUGACCGAGGGCGAAGAGGUGGUUCAGAAGUCGGACGCCGUGGCUGGCCGCUAUGCCCAUCUGAGCUCGAGGCAGCGUGGCGCCCGCGUCCGCAAGGCGCUGACCGCCGCCUAA
Molecule: messenger RNA, 663 nt
Organism: Sodiomyces alkalinus F11
Lineage: Eukaryota; Fungi; Ascomycota; Sordariomycetes; Glomerellales; Plectosphaerellaceae
Product: ribosomal protein L22
Exons: 6
Coding region: 1-663 (220 amino acids)
Biological process (GO): cytoplasmic translation
Cellular component (GO): ribosome; cytosolic large ribosomal subunit
Molecular function (GO): structural constituent of ribosome
Source: RefSeq, a predicted model, not a curated record